This is a messenger RNA of Seminavis robusta, 1185 nucleotides long. Lineage: Eukaryota; Bacillariophyta; Bacillariophyceae; Naviculales; Naviculaceae. The record is from the annotation of a GenBank genome assembly.
UCCACGACACGACUCGGAAGGAUCUUUUGUUUGAAUGGAGUGACAGGGCAGAGCCAACGAGCCAACACCUCUCCAUUGACCCACUUCCUUGAGCUCGAGCCUCUGCUGCACACAAACCACAUAGUAACCCGCUGUUUCUUCUUCCAACAGGACAUUGCCAAUCUUGCUACCUUUCCACUAUGCCGCCAUCAGAAGCCAUUAAUAAUGAACGCCACGAAUGUGCAGCCUGCAGUGCAGACACAAGCUAUCCCGCCAAGUGCUAUCGCUGUCAAGCAAAGGAAUGUCUUCAAGCGGUUCCUUGUUGCAUCGACCUUUGCCUUAAUUGCUACCCCAAGAGAGAUUCCUUGAACCUGCCGAAACCACAUGAAAAGACACACAAGUUGCUCUGCAUUGAUCCAGCCGCAGAGGAAAAGUUCAAAGAUGAAAUUGACCGUCUUUGCUUUCGAAAGGGCCAGCUGGAUCCGCUAGAAAAGAAAGCUCGUGUCGAUCUCAUCAACACAGAUCGGAAUUUUGGAGACUACAUUUCCAAUGCGCUCGAAACGGGAUCCAUUCAAGUUGGUGUGGAAUACGAAGCAAACGAAUUUUUUAAGCUCUUGGAAUGUCGCGUGGUCUACUUCAAGGAUCAUGGUCCCGAUGGGCGAAUUGUUUGGAACUUUGAUGACUACGACAAUGCAUCCUGGGAAAGCGCUCAAUCUUGGUCAUUUGAAGGCUUAAUAGAAUCCCAAAACAUGUGGUAUCCUUUUCGCAAUGGGCGAAUGGAAAUUGACGGUGACAAACGGUACGAGGAAUAUCCAGAUUCCCUGAAACUGGGUUUUCGAGGUUGUAUGGUGAGACAGUCGGAGAUUGCAACCUUGGGAAAGAUCCGAGUGGCACGGGAAGGGCCCUACGCAUUUGGAGUCUUUCUCAACUAGCAAACCAGAGACCCGACAAACAAUGACAAUCGAAGAACGGAAGCCUUCCUCUCCAGUCUUUCCGGUCGGUAACGGGCAGAUUGGAUCGACUAUUCGCUAGUCAAUCUAAUAGUGCCCAGCCGCCGCGUUGAUUAAAAUUGGAUUGUGCUUCUUAUGAGGUUACAUGCAAUAUUUUCCUGGAAAGGUCAUAGCACGUCCUUGUUCCCCACAGAUGCAUACGCCGAGCCAGACAGUUAGGCGCCUUGUUUGUGUUGCUUGAUGUGUCGUCGAGCUC